AUGAAUAACGGGCUUUUUUCAGGUAUCAACAUUGCCGUCAAAGCGACAAUUAUCGGUGAUGGUAUCUCACGGAAACUGGUUUUCACUACUGACAGAAAUAAAUUGCUGUCCAAGGAACAGAUUAUAAGGGAAAUUUGCACUCACGCAACAGCACCUCAACUAAAGAGCACAUUGGCCUCUUCUUCGACAGAGAACAUUCAGUUGCAAAGGAAGAGUAAGAAAUCAGGCCGUUAUGUGGAACUUGCCUCUGUUGAUGAUUUCUCCAGUUUGAAAAGGAGCCUAACUGUAAAGAGUCACUUGAAGUUAAACGUCUUCAUCAAGUCCGCCUCUGAAGAGGAAAAAGAAGGUAUUGACUAUACCGCAGAGGUUCAGAAGAUCCUGAAACGUAUUGAGGAUUUAUUUAGCAGCAACGACAACAGAAAUCUCAGGAACCUGAGCAACUCAAUCUCAGACAAUUUGAGCAACCUGGACAUUCUCAAAUUCCUGGGAAGCUUGGUGGACACCAAUUUAUCCAAGAUCAUUCUGAAAAUGAAUGAAUCGUCCAAGAGUUCUGAAUUCAAGUCUGCCUAUAAAAAUGUUUUCUGUGACGGAUGUGAUGCUCACAUUACUGACACCCGGUACAAAUGUACACAAUGUGCAAACUUUGACCUAUGCUCGAAUUGCGAGGCUAAAAAAAUGGAGAUUAACGGCCACACGAGUCAGCAUCAAUUGCUAAGGAUAGACCUUGCUGGCGAAUCAAGUUCCAAUCCGAUUAAUGAGACUUUAUCCAGGAUGGACAUGGACACCAUGUCUCCAUUGCUAUCCAUUGAAUCGGCUCAUGUUUACGACAAGAACGUGUCAGACGAGUUAUUAAAUUUGGGGGCAAACAAUGGCGAGAAACUAAAAGAGUUGACUUUCAAGUGUGCCCAGUUCGACUCUCUUUUGGAGAUGGUGGAUGCUCCUGAGGACGAAAAGGUUCCCUUGCUUGUCCAGCUGAUCGAAGAUCACAAUAUGAUGAAAAACUACAACGCAGGUACUGUAGGCAUUGAGGUUUCUUGCACGAAGCAGAACUCGAGGAUUUUUCAGCUAGCACUUACCAAUCGGCUUGCGCGCGAUAUCUUGAAGCCAGAGCUCAAAACGUUUAUUGGAGAGGUCAAGAAGACAUUCAUGAUUACGCCAAAUGUGUUCAAGAAUGGAAGUACUCGGUAUCUGAUGCUCGAUACUGCAGACUGGGGUGAUUCGUUUUCCAGCACCAGUUCUAUCUUAAAUGGCAUUUUAGGGUUCACCCUAGAAGUUUGGGAGGAUCAGGCAUUAGUGGCAAAGGGUGGCUUAGAUUUCAACUCCGGCAAUGCCCUGUCUUUGCUUGUUGCUGUCACUGACCCGAAAUCCGCGCCUAGGAAACACUUGGGAGAAACCGGCAGCACUUUAAAAGAGUCGGAACCGGAAUUCGUUAUGGUGGACGGAGAUCUUUCUGACGCAUGUCAUUCAGCAGACGACACUUCAUUGAUGGAUGAGUACGACAUCCUUUCUUCUGCCGACUGUGAAGAUUGA
Ogataea parapolymorpha DL-1 is the source of this 1530-nucleotide messenger RNA. RefSeq lists its product as uncharacterized. The coding region runs from base 1 to 1530 and encodes 509 amino acids. The record is from RefSeq and is a predicted model, not a curated record. Gene Ontology annotation, molecular function: zinc ion binding; K63-linked polyubiquitin modification-dependent protein binding; protein kinase C binding. Lineage: Eukaryota; Fungi; Ascomycota; Pichiomycetes; Pichiales; Pichiaceae. The transcript has a single exon. Gene Ontology annotation, cellular component: amphisome; aggresome. Gene Ontology annotation, biological process: endosome organization; mitophagy; aggrephagy.